Messenger RNA from Alligator sinensis (Chinese alligator), 1539 nucleotides. Its product is annotated as bactericidal permeability-increasing protein. The transcript has 14 exons. Gene Ontology annotation, biological process: defense response to Gram-negative bacterium; lipopolysaccharide-mediated signaling pathway; innate immune response. The record is from RefSeq and is a predicted model, not a curated record. Gene Ontology annotation, molecular function: lipopolysaccharide binding. The coding region runs from base 16 to 1539 and encodes 507 amino acids. NCBI's taxonomy places the organism in Eukaryota, Metazoa, Chordata, Crocodylia, Alligatoridae.
CGCGCGGCUCUCGGGAUGGCGGUGCAGAGCCUGGCGCCGGCUGCCCUCCUCUUGGCGGUCUCCAUCACGCUAGCCAGGGCCACCAAGCCCGGGAUCGUGGCUAGAAUCACCGGUCCGGGCCUGGACUAUGCCCUCCAGAAGGGCAUCGCUGCCCUGGAGAAGAAACUGGCCGAGAUGAAGCUGCCGGACAUCUCGGGGUCCCAGGAGACACCUGUAGGAGACGUGUACUAUGAAUUCUCCCGCUUGAACCUGCGCAGCUUCCGGCUGCCGAGCUCCCAGAUCACCCCCCUCCCCGACGUGGGCGUCCAGGUGUCCGUCUCCAAUGCCUUCGCCCAGCUGACGGGGAACUGGAGGUGGAAGAGAGGGCUCUUUGGGGACGACGGCCAAUUUAACCUGAAGGUCACUGGUCUCAGCAUCUCUGUCAGGCUGCAGCUGGGGAGCGACGCCUCUGGGAAACCCACCGUGACCAUCUCCGGCUGCACCACCUACAUUUCGGAUGUCGACGUGGAUGCUGGCUGGAUUUACAAGCUGAUCAUCAAGAUAAUUAAGUCGCGCAUCAAGGCACUGAUGCAAAGCCAGGUCUGCAGAGAGGUGAGGAGCUUCGUCAGCACCCAGCUGCAGCCCUACCUCUGCGCGCUGCCAGUCAUAGCAGCGAUAGACACGGUGGCCAGCGUCGACUACUCCCUGGUGGCCCCCCCCGUGGCAACGGCCCAGUAUCUGGACGUGAGUCUGAAGGGCGAGAUCUUCUCCCGGGCUCACCGCGCGCCGGCCCCCUUCUCUCCCCCCGCCCUGGCCUUCCCGCUGGAGCACAGCCGCAUGGUUUACCUGGGGGUCUCCAGCUACGUCUUCAACACCGCCAGCUUUGUCUACCAGGCCGCCGGGCGCCUGGUCUUCAGCAUCACCGACGACGUGUUUCCCAAAGAGGGCUUUUUCCACCUGAACACCUCCACCUUCUACCACUUCGUCCCCCAGUCGGGGCACGGCUCCGGGGUGGGGGACGGAGCCCAGCUCAACUCGGGGCCCUCCCCGUAUCCCGACGUCUCCCUGGCCGCGGCGCGGCUGCAAGACGCGGUGGACGUCCUGACAGCGCAAGCCGACGAGCUGACGUGGCUUCUCCUUCUGUCCCCAGACGAGCAACGUUUCUGCCAGCGUCAGCGUGAGCUCUGCCCGGAUAUGCGGGGCCUUGGCAUCUGGCGGGGCUCGGAGAUGACCCGGAUAAAACCAGCUGCAGAAUUAGCUCUGGGGCCAGAAACUGUGAUGACCGUUAGCCAGCACGUGGAGGGGGGUGCUGACACGUGUCUGUCCCCGCGCAGGCUGGAGCUGUCGCUGAAGCACUCGGACAUCGGCCCCUUCUCUGUGCUAGGGCUGCAGCAGUUCAUGAACUUCCUUGCCUCCAACAUCCUGCUGCCCUCGGUGAAUGGCCAGCUGGAGAAGGGCUUCCCCCUCCCGCUGCCCGCACACGUCCAGCUCUCCAGCUGCGUCCUGCAGCCACACCAGGACUUCCUGCUGCUGGGAGCAGACGUGCGAUACGGGCUCUGA